Messenger RNA from Alnus glutinosa, 3824 nucleotides. RefSeq names its product homeobox protein HAT3.1. The transcript is spliced from 8 exons. Gene Ontology annotation, biological process: chromatin organization; regulation of DNA-templated transcription. Gene Ontology annotation, molecular function: DNA binding; DNA-binding transcription factor activity, RNA polymerase II-specific; chromatin binding. Lineage: Eukaryota; Viridiplantae; Streptophyta; Magnoliopsida; Fagales; Betulaceae. Bases 404 to 3598 code for a protein of 1064 amino acids. The record is from RefSeq and is a predicted model, not a curated record. Gene Ontology annotation, cellular component: nucleus.
UAUGAAGUGCAAAUGAUGCUACAUAAUCAGAACUAGUUAUAUUGGGUGAGACUCAUCCUUCACAUUGUCAAUUUUGAGGUGAAAAUGUUGAGGCAAUUUUAAUUUUUGAGUUGUCCGUUUUGAGAUUUUGGUUGCAAAUAUGUCACAUAGCAUAUCGGAGUUUAAUAUUUUUCUGUUGCUAGCCACACCAGUUAAGAGAAAAAAUAUCACCAUCUUCUGUCAGCAUUGAAUUUUUGAAAUAGAUAGGGUCCAAUUUGUCGAGGCAAAGGACAAAACAAAUAGGACUGGUUAUUAGCAUGACACUGUAAAUACAGCUGAAGUUGAGCACGUGGAAAUUUCUUCAUCACCAGUGAGUGGUCAGACUGGAAAAUUUACCUGCUAUUAACAAAGUGAAUCAGGAGAUAUGCAUGGAAGUGUAUUUAGUGAACCUUCAGAAAGAAGACAUCUGCUUGGCUCUGAAAGUGUACAAAAUGAACAAGGAGAAACCAGCUUUUCAGAAAAUAUAACCAAGGGUCCUCUUACCGAAGAAAUGGGACCACCUCCUGCAGAAGUGAGCAAUAGUGGUCAGGCUGGAAAAAGUUCAUGCCCUCAAAAAAUUACCUUGGAAAAUAUACAUGAAUCUGAUUCCGGAAGUAUACAUGGUGAACCAUCAGAUCAAAAAAAUCAGCUUGUCUCUAAACUUAUACAAAAUAAACCACCAGAAACCAGCUCUGCAGUAUCCAGUUGUGCUGAUUUAAAAAAGCUGCAAUCAUCUUCUGGAAAUGCCACCACCAGUUCUCUUACUGUACCGUUGCAACCGCGUCCUCUAGAUGUAAUUGAGAGUAUUGAGACAGGAAAAAGUUUAUGCCCACAAGGAAUUACCUUGGAACAACAUGAAUCUGGUUCUGGAGGUCUACGUGGUGAACCAUCAGAAGAAAAAGAUAAGCCAGGUUCUGAACUUGUACAAUCUGGGCCAGUAAAAACCAGCCCUUCAGUUCCCGGCUAUACGGCUAAGGAACAAUUGCUGUCAACUUUUGGAAAUGUGACCAAGUCUUGUACUGAAUAUGGUGGACUGCCUUCUGAAGAUGUGAGCAAGAGUAGUCAGACUGGAAAAAGUUCAUCCCCGCAACAAAUGAUAUCAGAACAGACACUUAAAUUAGGUUCUGCAAAUGAUCGCUUAGAACGAAAAUCUCAGCUUGGCUCUGAACUUGUACAAAUUGAACCUGAAGGAACCAUCACUGUGGUGUCUAGCUUGUUUGGAAAUUCUGUUACCGAGUGUGUGGAACUUCUUCCUGAAGAUGUGAGUAGUUGUCAGAUGGGAAAAAGUUCAUGCCCUCAACAAACUAUAUCAGAACAGACUCAUGAAUUUGGUUCUGGAAUUAGUGAACAAAAACAUCAUCUUGACUCUGAACUUGCUCAAAAUGUAUCAGUUGAAACCAGCUUUAUGGUACCCAGUUGUAUUGUUAAGAAGAGUUCUCUCAUUGAAAAUAUUGGACCACCUCCUGAAGGUGCCAGCAAGGAUCUUAGUACUGAAGAACUUGGACCACCUCCAGAAGAUAUGGCCAACAAUUCUACGGUUGAACAGUCGGAAAUGCCACCUAAAAACACAAUCAAUAAUAAGAUGCAUUUGGGAUGCAGGGAUAAAAGAGCUCCAAAAUCAUUAAAGAAAAAAUAUAUGUUGAGGUCUUUGGUAGCAAGUGAUAGAAUUCUUCGUUCACGGACACAAGGGAAGCCUAAAGCCACUGAAUCAAGUAAUAAUUUGGCAAAUGUUAGCACUGUGGAAGAGAAACAAAGAAAGAGGAAGAAGAUAAUAGAGGAGAGGAGGGUAGCUGAUGAGUUUUCAAGAAUCAGGAGGCAUCUGAGAUAUUUAGUGAACCGAAUGAACUAUGAGCAAAGCCUCAUUGAUGCAUAUUCUAGUGAAGGCUGGAAAGGAGGCAGCCUUGAGAAAUUGAAGCCAGAGAAGGAGCUUCAACGGGCCACAUCUGAAAUAUUUCGACGCAAAUUGAAAAUAAGAGACCUAUUUCAACGUCUUGAUUCUCUAUGUGCUGAAGGAAGGCUUCCAAACUCUUUAUUUGAUUCUGAAGGAGAAAUUUGCAGUGAGGAUAUAUUCUGUGCAAAAUGUGGGUCAGAAGAACUGUCUGUGGAUAAUGAUAUUAUUCUCUGCGAUGGUGCUUGUGACCGUGGGUUCCACCAGUACUGUUUAGAGCCACCACUUCUUAGUGAAGACAUUCCCCCUGAUGAUGAGGGUUGGCUAUGCCCUGGAUGUGAUUGCAAAGUCGACUGCAUUGAAAUACUUAAUGACUCUCAAGGAACAAAUCUUUCUAUCAAUGACAAUUGGGAGAAGGUUUUUCCAGAGGCCGCUGCUGGACAUAAUCCGGAUCACAACUUUGGACUUCCUUCAGAUGAUUCUGAUGAUAAUGAUUAUAAUCCUGAUGAACCAGCUGAUGAGAAGGUUCAGGGAGAUGAAUCAAGUUCUGAUGAAUCUGAAUAUGCUUCUGCAACUGAGGAAUUGGAGGCACCACCAAAUGAUGAGCAGUAUUUAGGGCUUCCAUCUGAUGACUCUGAAGAUGAUGACUAUGAUCCUGAUGCUCCAGAUCUUGUUGUCAAGGAUGAGGAAAGUUCUAGUUCUGAUUUUACAUCAGACUCUGAGGAUCUUGCCGCAGCACUUGAUGAUAAUAGGUCCUUUGGAGAUGAUGAAGGCCCUACGUCUACAUCCAAUGAUGGUAUUAAGCCUCUCAGAAGUUCUGGUGGAAAAAGAUCCAAAGUUGGAGGAAAUAAGCAGUCUUUAAAUGAGGAGCUUUUGUCCAUAUUAGAGUCAGAUGCUGGCCAAGAUGGUUCUGCACCUGCUUCUGGGAAGAGACACGUAGAAAGGCUGGACUACAAAGAGCUGCAUGAUGAGGCAUAUGGAAAUGUUUCUACUGAUUCAAGUGACGACGAAGAUUAUGACGGUACUGCUUCACCAAGGAAAGGGAAGGAAAGCGAAUUUGCUCCAGUGUCACCAAAUGGAAAGAAUAAAGAGACAGAUCAUACUCCUAAGAGACGAACUCGCCAGAAGGCAAACAUUGAAGAUACAAAUAAUUCACCAACCAAAUCACUAGAUGGCUCUUGUAAACCUGGUUCUAGUGGUGAAAGAUCUAGAUCAUCAGCAUAUAAAAGACUUGGGGAAGCUGUAACUCAGAUACUCUACAAAUGCUUCAAGGAGAAUCAGUAUCCUGAGCGAGCAACUAAAGAGAGAUUGGCACAAGAGCUAGGACUCACUUUCCGGCAGAUAAGCAAAUGGUUCGAGAAUGCUCGACAUUCAUUGCGUCUGGAAGCUACUGUAGCUGAUAGCCCUUCAAAGAAGGGCACUCCCUCGCCUCAUACGAAUGAAAAACUGCUUGUGCGGGGACCAGAUACGGUUAUCAGAGAUGCCAUUUGCAAUGGAGCGCAACACGUUUCACCCAAGUCGGGUACCGCUGCCGAAAGCAGCCGAGAAAAUUCUACAGCCCCAAAUUCUAGAAAGAGAAAGGGUAGAUCAAAUAUUCAGGAAUCCAAUCCAGAUGCGAGAAUUGACGAAGUGGCAAGAGCAAAUGAAGUGCAAUCAGGUGGUGGAAUCAAGACAAGGAGAAGGAAAUAUUGACCAUUCUAAUCCUAAGAGAUUAAUUCUGACCAUUCACCUCUUGAAAGAGCGAGAUCUUUUGAGAUGAGCAAUUGGCGUCAUGAAAGGUUUUUACUUUUCUUCCCAGAAGGUAAUCUGAUCACCUAGGCCAUUGUUGUUCUGUAAUUUGAUUUUAUUUCUUUUGGUCUUCCUCUCCCAGGCAAUUCACUUUCCUCCCCACAAAAUAAAGCUUCCCCUACUGAUACAC